This is a messenger RNA of Silurus meridionalis, 2555 nucleotides long. RefSeq names its product platelet and endothelial cell adhesion molecule 1a (gene pecam1a). The record is from RefSeq and is a predicted model, not a curated record. NCBI's taxonomy places the organism in Eukaryota, Metazoa, Chordata, Actinopteri, Siluriformes, Siluridae. The transcript has 15 exons. Gene Ontology annotation, molecular function: transmembrane signaling receptor activity. Gene Ontology annotation, biological process: cell surface receptor signaling pathway. The coding region runs from base 88 to 2313 and encodes 741 amino acids.
AGAGAGAGAGAGAGAGAGAGGGAAGACAGGUUUCAGAACAGAACUUUAUACAUUCUCUUAGUUUCAUAGUCAUACAACACACCUGGGAUGAUGGUGCGCUGGCCAUUCUGGCCCACUCUGAUCCUCAUCUUCAAUUUUACAUUGUGGCAUGAUGGUGAGGCACAGAAAGUGUUCAUUAUUGACUCGGUAAAGCUGACCAUCCUUCCAGCAACCAUGGUGGACAGAGGCAGCAACCUGACACUCCGCUGUGAAGUCAAAGUCAGCCACAGUUCCUCACAACUCAUGCACACUCUAAAGUUCCUGAGGGAUGAAAGAGUGGUCUACUCCAAAAACACGACUGAUGCUGUGGUGGACUACAGCCUAGUCCCAGCCAGGGCUUCCCACUCAGGCCUUUACAUAUGCCAAGUCCAAAUCGACAAAAAGGAGAUGAAGAGCAAGCCAGAGAGAAUCACUGUAAAAGGCCUUCAGACUCCAUUGCUGAAUGUACAGCCCAGCAUUGUGAAUGAGGGGGAUGAAGUUGUGGUCACAUGCAGUGCACCAGAUGAAACCGGUGGUCUGAAUAUCUACUUCUACAAGAACAAUACAGAAAUUAAACAUGACCAUACCAAUAAAAAUUCAGCAACUUUUAAAGUUAAAGUUCAGGAAACUGGAUUCAACAUCUUUCAUUGUAAUUACAUGCUAAUGCUGCACCCCACUGCAGGCUUUUCCAACAACAGCAAAAAUGUGAAAAUCUUUGUGAGAGCACUUGAGAUAACACCAUCAAUAAGAAUUAUUCCUAAAGCCGAUGUUGUGGAGGGCGACCGGGUGGGCAUUUUUUGUAAUGUUUCAGAUUAUUCCCGAAAUGAUCUUGAAGUCUUCCUGACCAGUGACACUGUGUUGCACAAAUCCCAUCGGUCAUUUGAAUACAGCUUUGUUGCAAAAGAAAAUAAUUCUGGAGAAUAUGUAUGUAAAACUGAAUGGCGCAAUGUCCAGAAGAGUUCCAAAGCCCAGCUGAAGGUAAAAGAGUUGUUUUCCAGGCCUGUGCUAAGUAUGACUCCAGAUUAUGUGUUUGAGGGACAAAAAUUCACCCUAAAAUGUAAGAGUUUAGCUAUCUCGGAACCCCAAAUUAAUGUGAAGUACACUCUGUAUAAAGACAAGAAAAAACUAAGCAGCUCCAGUACCUUGGCAAACAAAGACAGCAGUGGGACUUACUACUGCGAGGCUGAAGCUAAUAACAUCACCAAAGCCAGCACAACAUUGGUUGUUAAUGUUAAAGUACCUGUUUCAGUUCCAGCCAUUCACACAGUUGGAAAGAUAAUCAUAGGGCAGCCUUUUCAGCUUCAGUGUGAGAGUGAACAAGGAACACUUCCAAUCACCUAUACCUUACUGAAGUCUGGUCAGCAAAUCGAAUACAAGACAGUGACUGGUCCUCAACGUAGUGCUUUAUUUAACAUCUCCUCCACCAUUAGUGACAAAAAUGAGAUCCGUGACUUCACCUGCCAGGCUGAAAAUCAAGGGGCAACUAUCAGUAAAUCUAGUUUGCCUCUCAAUGUACCAGUUAUAGAAACUGUGUCCAAACCACACUUGACUCUUAAAACUAAGAACAACAAGGUCUCUGAAGGUGAAGAUCUCAUUCUCGACUGUAGCGUGGACAAAGGAACAGUCCCAAUCACCUUUACCUGGUACCGUACUGAAGUUGUGAAGCCUCUGAACACUACACAUAUAAACAACACAAAAGGAUCACACAUCAUCAAGUCUAUAACCCGUGAUUAUGAAGGACGCUACUUCUGCGAGGCCUCUAAUGAUGCUAAUAAGAAAAUGAGAAGUCAUUCUGUCCCCAUCGAAGUGAAGUUGGCAGGAUGGAAGAAGGCCCUCAUUGGUGUGUCCUGUAUUUUAAUUUUGGUGCUCAUUGUCAUCAUUCUUCUCGUUUUCCUCAAGAAAGCACAUACGCCUCAAAAAAGAAAAAAAGCAGUCGAGUUGUCUGUAAAGCCUGCACGUGCAAAAUCCACCGAUCCCAUGAGAGUGAGCCUUACGCUUGACAUUGAGGAUAAUACUGUAGGCAAUGCCACUCCUGGUAUCAUGGGCCGAAAUGUGUGGAGUGAUAAUGUAUCACACUCAGAUUCUGAUAAAGAGAGCGAGAAGGAAGAGUCAGAGAUUUCUCAAGACGCUGACAAGCCACCUCUACAGAAUGUGACCCCUGGUGGAGAGCUUGUUACGGAUGAUGCAGACACAGCGAAAGGUGAUAUCCAGGACAUCACCCAAGAUGAAAAGGCUCAAGUCAGUAAUGAUGUGGAGUAUGUUCAUCUUAAUAACUGUGAGCCGGCCCCUGAGUAGAGUCCCUCUGUGCUAGAUAUGGGACAUGUAAUGCACAUGUAAUUUAUUCAGUCUUCCACUCCUGCUCCACCUGCCUGCCAGUGAAGAGACCCUACAAUUGUUGUAUACAUUUCUAUGCCAUUUUUUAUCAGUCAGGGCUAUUUUUGUAUCUAACGUGAAUUAGUGAGGCUGCACUAAUUCACUCAUUGUGUUGUAAUAUGACUGUUGUAUUGCUGAGAAUAAAGGCUGUGCUUCAAACGAGA